This is a messenger RNA of Prosopis cineraria, 450 nucleotides long. RefSeq lists its product as uncharacterized. The coding region runs from base 1 to 450 and encodes 149 amino acids. NCBI's taxonomy places the organism in Eukaryota, Viridiplantae, Streptophyta, Magnoliopsida, Fabales, Fabaceae. The transcript has a single exon. The record is from RefSeq and is a predicted model, not a curated record.
AUGACUAGUCUUGAUAUAAUCUUCAGAUUUUCUAUUCAACUAUUCGGCGCGCUCUUCAACUACCUCAAGUUAGCUUCGUCCUACUUCAAAUGGGUUUUAGAGUUCCUUCUCUACCACCCAUUUUACACCCUCCAUGUUCAUCAUCAUCAGUUUCAAGAGUUUCAUCAGAUCGUUACAGAAGAAGAACAAGUGGAGAUAUGGCGUCAUCGCGGAGAAGAAGUGGAUUGUGCAGUGUGUCUGAGCAAGAUUGGUGAAGGAGACGAAAUUAGUGUGUUGAGAUGUGAGCAUGUUUUUCAUAGGCUUUGUUUGAAUCAAUGGAUCGGGUUCAGCAACUUUACUUGUCCUCUUUGCAGAGACUUUCUGGGUUCUGGGAUUAGAACUGUUCUUUUCUUCAAGUUUUCUUCAUUCUCUGAUAAUUCUGAUCAGCGUGAGAACUGGUGGCUUCGAUAG